This is a messenger RNA of Phyllopteryx taeniolatus (common seadragon), 522 nucleotides long. RefSeq names its product transmembrane protein 208-like. The record is from RefSeq and is a predicted model, not a curated record. Gene Ontology annotation, biological process: vacuolar protein processing. Gene Ontology annotation, cellular component: intracellular membrane-bounded organelle. The transcript has 4 exons. Lineage: Eukaryota; Metazoa; Chordata; Actinopteri; Syngnathiformes; Syngnathidae. The coding region runs from base 155 to 457 and encodes 100 amino acids.
UGGGUCUUAGACGAAUCGAACGCUGAUGUGUUACAAGAAUUUUACCCGUCACAAUUUUGUCGGAUGCGGUAACGUAAACGUAGCGGAGGUGGGUUUGAAGACAAAGUGUUCAAAGGGACACUGGAAGCGACCGGAAGUAUCUCUCUGAGAGCUAAUGGCGCCUAAAGGCAAAGUUGGUACUAAGGGAAAGAAGCAGAUUCUCGAGGAGAAUGAGGCAACCCUCAAAUUCUAUACAAGAGUCAUCCUGGGAGCUAAUGCCAUAUAUGCUGCUGUAAAUCUUUUGAUCUUCUACAAUUCAUCUAGUUUUGGGACAUGGCUGUUAUUAGCGUUUGCGCUUGCUGUGUAUGUUGGGAGUUACCGCUCCAUGUCCACGAUGGCCAAACCAGUGUUCGCUGACGAUGGAAGUCUCCUUGACGGAGGAAUAGACUUAAACAUGGAGCAGGGAAUGGCAGAGUAAGUGAUCAGACCACAUUAACAACAAGAACCCAGAGCAUAUGUUUAACAUUAAAGCUCAGUUUUUAA